UGCAUCUCUGUUUUGUUUGUGUAUUAAAGCGAUUAAAAUAUUGUAACAAAUAAUAUAAAUAAUGUUUUACGAACAUAUUAUAUUGGCCAAAAAAGGGCCGCUAGCCAGAAUUUGGUUAGCAGCCCAUUGGGAUAAAAAAAUUACAAAAGCACACGUAUUCGAAACAAACAUAGAAAAAUCUGUGGAGGGUAUUUUACAACCAAAAGUAAAAUUGGCGCUACGUACAUCUGGACAUCUAUUGCUUGGUGUAGUGCGAAUAUACUCAAGAAAGGCAAAAUAUCUCUUGGCAGAUUGCAAUGAGGCGUUUGUUAAAAUCAAAAUGGCAUUUAGGCCAGGAAUGGUGGACUUACCAGAAGGCCAUAGGGAAGCCAAUGUUAAUGCCAUAACAUUACCAGAAGUAUUCCACGAUUUUGACACAGCAUUGCCUGAACUGAACGAUAUUGAUAUUGAGGCCCAGUUCUCCGUCAACCAAUCCCGGGCCGAUGAAAUAACAAUGAGGGAAGAUUACGGCAGCUUAUCGCUCUCCCUGCAGGACGAUGGCUUUGGAGACAUUGGAUUUGAAGCAGAUACACCUGAAAUGAUGCGUGGUCCCAUGUCGGGCAAUAUAAAUGAUCAGCUGUUUGACGACGAUGUCUUGGCAAAUGUUGUUGAAUCGAACGAUCCGAAUAUUACGAUAACACAGUCCGAAAUGCCCAGCGAUCGUCUUGAUGGCGACGGCUUUGGCGAUUCUUUUGGCCAGCCCACUUUAUUUGAGGAUGAUCUGUUUGGCGAGCCGCCACAAACAGUUGGAAUAAAUACAGAAAUUAACGAAGCUAACAAUCCACCAGACUAUUCUGAUGACGAUGGUAUUGACAACUUCAACAACGCCCCAUCGCCGGCAUCGUCCUGCGCCAACUCUGUUGCAGAUGACAAGGAGGACAAUUUUCCAGCAAAAGACCACAAUUUCAAUGAAGACGUCAAUGCCUCUGGCGGCGAUGCGGCAUUAAAUGACUUAACUCUUGUACAAAAUGAUGACGAGGGAUUCGCUCUUGCACCCAUUGAUGCAACUACCUACAAGGGUACCACGAAGGCCAAGCGCAAGCGGAAGCUUAUUAUUGAUGAAAUUAAAAAUAUUUCGGGAGAGGAAAUGAAAGCCCAACUAGCAGACACUUCCGAUAUACUUACUACUCUAGAUCUGGCCCCACCUACAAAAAGGUUAAUGUAUUGGAAGGAGACGGGUGGGGUUGAAAAGCUGUUCGCUCUACCAUCUCGAACUAUACCCGCUAGAGUACUUUUGAAUAAUUAUAACCGGCAAUUACUUUCACAUUCGACGCCCCUGGAGGACUUCUCAAGUAUUGCCCCAAUGGAUGUCCUGGCGUUGGAACUGUACACACAGGAGGGCGAGAGCUCGAUUAUUAUAGUGAAUAAAAAGGGACGCAAGCGUAAGAAUGAUGUAUCUGCAAAUUUAACUGCUGAUCAAGCUACAGAUAAUACUCUUACACAAAGUUUGGCGCCUCCUGAAAUGAUUCGCGAACAAGAAAAAUCUUUGGGUCUCUCAGCCGUGUCUUUAGAUAUCAGCACAAAAGAGCGGGAGAGCCUUGCACCGCAAAGCGACGCUGCAAUUUUCGAGAAUAUGCGAAGUCCAGCCCUGUUAUCGUUCAAUGACAUGGAAAACUUUUCAAAUCUCAAUGAAUUACCAUUAACACCCCGGGACGGUCAUCAAGAUAUGGGUGAUGAUUUCCACCACGGCGAUUUAACACCUGCCGGCUUGGAGCAUGGACAAAUGACUCCACAUCAUGGCGGAAUCGGUGACAUUGAUUGUAUACCAAACUUGCCGCCUGACCAAGUCAGCUCUAUUUUCAAUGACACUGAAGCUAGAUCUAUAUCUGCUGCCAAUAACUUCAAUAAGACGUGCGAGAUUUCAACAGAUUGGAAUGAUUACGAUUUUCCACCUUCAGUUGGCCUACCGAAUGCUACCGCCGAUGAACAAAUGGAAAACGAAACGGAUGAGCAAUUCGAGGAGCGGGUGUUAAACAAAAGAGCAGCACAACUUUUUGUUGAUGUCAGAGUUCACUUUAACAACCACGAUCAUUUAACGCUUUCGCAACUAACAGUCCGAAAUUCAAGAAAACAGGCCGCACAAAAGUUCUACUCCCUACUCGUAUUGAAAAAAUUCAAGGCGUUGCACAUCACACAAGCUGCGCCGUAUGCAGACAUAACAGUUACACGUGGCCCUCUGUUUGACAAUCCUAAAUUGUAAACAAUUGCCAGCUUGGUUUUGGCAGCUAACCGAAAACAAUAAUAGUUUUGCAUGUAUUUUUUCA
Molecule: messenger RNA, 2303 nt
Organism: Drosophila novamexicana
Lineage: Eukaryota; Metazoa; Arthropoda; Insecta; Diptera; Drosophilidae
Gene: vtd
Product: double-strand-break repair protein rad21 homolog
Exons: 1
Coding region: 62-2239 (725 amino acids)
Biological process (GO): synaptonemal complex assembly; mitotic sister chromatid cohesion; replication-born double-strand break repair via sister chromatid exchange
Cellular component (GO): synaptonemal complex; cohesin complex
Molecular function (GO): protein binding; chromatin binding
Source: RefSeq, a predicted model, not a curated record